UCAGCGCCCGGGACAUGGACCGCACUGCCGCCUCGGUGGUGGGAUUUUGCUGAGCGGAAUCAAUGGCCCUCCUCUGCGGCAGCCAUGGCCUCUGAGGAACCUGUGGACCCGGCAGCGGUCGGCGCCGGACUGCUGGACUCAUUAGCGCAGGCAAAGUCUCUGUUUGAGCCCGCCGGAGAGGAGCAUUUGGUUCCCCCCGUGCAGGAGGUCAUCGAGUGUGGCGGGCAUGUCCCCUCCGUGCCGUCCACCCCCAGCCGCAACAGCCUUUGCGAGGAGUCCUUCUGCCGGAUCUGUCACGAGGGCGGUGGCCUGGAAGACCUGCUUUCCCCCUGCGAGUGCGCUGGCACGCUGGCCAUGGUCCACCGCAGCUGUCUGGAGCACUGGCUGACGGCCUCCAACACCAGCCGCUGCGAGCUCUGCCACUUCCAAUUUGCCUUGGAACGCUUGCCAAAGCCACUCACUGAGUGGCUGGACACCCCAUCCACACAGCACCAGAGGCGGACACUGUGCGGGGACGCCAUCUGCUUUCUGUUCAUCACCCCGCUGGCCUGCCUGUCGGGCUGGCUCUGCGUCCAGGGCGCCAUGGACCUCUACUACAGCAACAGCAUGGAGGCCAUCGGACUCAUUGUUCUCACCCUCGCACUGUUCGCCAUCUACCUGUUCUGGACCAUUGUUUCGCUACGUUACCACAUCCACCUCUUCGAGACGUGGAAGAGCACCAAUCAGAGGGUCAGGCUGCAGAUUCCCCGGCCAGCACUGCUACCGUGCCGUCAGCGAGCGUUUCCCCCGCACUUCCUCAACAAGGACACCAGCAAGGAGACCGUGGUGUAGCUCACUGGAUCACCAUUUUAGAUGGACCAGCA
This is a messenger RNA of Megalops cyprinoides (Indo-Pacific tarpon), 863 nucleotides long. RefSeq lists its product as uncharacterized. Gene Ontology annotation, biological process: protein ubiquitination. Bases 85 to 831 code for a protein of 248 amino acids. NCBI's taxonomy places the organism in Eukaryota, Metazoa, Chordata, Actinopteri, Elopiformes, Megalopidae. The transcript has 5 exons. The record is from RefSeq and is a predicted model, not a curated record. Gene Ontology annotation, molecular function: zinc ion binding; ubiquitin-protein transferase activity.